Portunus trituberculatus (swimming crab) is the source of this 2982-nucleotide messenger RNA. RefSeq names its product glutamate receptor 2-like. Bases 1004 to 2800 code for a protein of 598 amino acids. The record is from RefSeq and is a predicted model, not a curated record. Gene Ontology annotation, molecular function: glutamate-gated receptor activity. Gene Ontology annotation, cellular component: membrane. NCBI's taxonomy places the organism in Eukaryota, Metazoa, Arthropoda, Malacostraca, Decapoda, Portunidae. The transcript is spliced from 12 exons.
GCCACUGUUUGUGUUUCGCUUGGUGUCUCUCUGCAAUCCCAAGACUUACGCAACAUCUUGGAGAUAAUUCUGGAAAAGUUUCAGAACUGUUGCAGUAAAAUGCAGCACCGCGUUAUCUGACGCAGUGAGGCGGCGGUUAGAGUCCCCUGGCCAGUCUGGUCCACCACGUGAUUAGUACAAUGCCCGGGACAUAAGUCUACUGCCUCAAAAGAGUAUACCAUGUUGCAACACUAUCUCUGACCAACUUCAGCUUGGGAAACAUAGCAGCUUGAUAUCUAUGUGUAUAUACUCGUGCACAUCUGUAUACACGCACAUACACACACAUAAAGUUGUACUCUUACUUAUUUUAUAGGAAGAUAAUCUAUUACUUACUUAGCUAAUAUAGUGUUCGAAUUCAGUGUUUUGUCUUAACCAAGACUCUCGCCUUCACCUUCCAGUCAAGCUCUCUCUUCGCGCUGGUCACCGCUGAGGAACACUCUACGUGAAGGGACAAGCUCACACAGAUCCCGUGAACCGACCUCCCUCUGUAAUACAUACAAUGUGAUCCCUAAUGAAGCGGUUCAUGUUGAGUCUCUUAAAAGAAAGACAUUCUAACACGAGGCAUUUCCCUCCUAUGGAGCAUCCUUACGGAACACUUUCCCUCUUUCUCUCAGUAAAAAAAUUCUGACAGGGUACAUGGCCAUCCCCUCACCCCCCCCCAAACAUGGUGUGACAGCCCCCGCCGUACACAUAACAAACGAUCUGUGCACAGCAGGGUCCGUGGCUGCUUCCCUCCACAUGCUUAUAAUCCUUGUAGGUUCCCAGGGCGGUGUGUGCCCCUCUCAACCUGCUCCUCUUGUGUCGCAGGUGGAUAUUCACGCCUGCCCCCACGGAAGUACUGGUGGUGUGCUGGCCAGGCCUCCGUGAUGAUGCCCUCAGUGAUACUGAGGCAGGGCGGGUGGAGAGUCGUGCCUCUGAGGUCAGUGAGGCUCAAGUCCUGCUGACGGAGGUGGUGAGUCGGGAGAUGAGUGGGUGUGCCGUGGUGCUGGUUUAUGACACGCCCGACGCCCUCCCGCUCCUCGCCCCGGCCCUCCUGCUCAUCCCUUACGGCGUCUCCCUCGUUUACCUCGCCUCCCUGGACGCCGCUGCUGCAUUCGCCCUGAAGAAUCACGUGGACAUCAGUGACGCAAAUGUGUGCCGCGGCGUGGUGGUGGCGGCGCGAGACGGUUCGUGGCGGCGCCUGCUGCAGGAGGCCUCACACUUAUGGGUGGGCCACACUCUGACCUUCCUGCUGCUGCUGUCUGACGAAGACCUCACCCGUGAUGCCCCGUCCCUCCUGCUCCAUCCGACCUUCAGGUUUGGAGCCCAGGUGGUGGCGGCGGCAAGGCAAGACAACGACAGCUGGCACCUACACACCACCAGCCUCUUCAGCAGCCUUCACAAACACCACACCACGCCCCUGGACACGUGGAGACCCGGGCAGGGCUUUAGGGAAGGGGCGCGGCUCUUCCCUGAGGACAAAAUGAACAACAUGCAGGGCUUCACCUUCACCGUGGCUGCCUUGCCCUACGACCCCUUCAUCACGGCUGCCGACACUGCCCUCACAGGACCCGGCAAGUACCGCGGCCUUGAAGUUCGCUUGCUGGACGUGCUGGCGGAGGCUGCAAACUUCACCUACCGCUACGUAGCCCCCGAGGACGGCCAGUGGGGCAGGCUGACGAGGGACGGCACGUGGACUGGAAUGAUAGGGAUGGUGGCGGGAGAGGAGGCGGACUGGGCCAUGAGUGACAUCACCUUUUCUCCGGAGCGGGAACAGUACGUUGAUUUCUCGAGGACCUUUGUGUACGACGCCUCCGAGUUGGUCACGCCCCGGGCCAAACCGCUGCCCAGAUGGACCAGCCCCACCAGGCCUUUCCAGUGGGAAGUGUGGGUGGCGGUGGUGAUGGCAGUAGCGGCUGCGGGACCCUUCCUCUGUGUCCUGGCACGCAUAUGCACUGACACCUACCUGUCCCGCGUCACUUGGUUCCAUCACCUGGGCAACUCAAUACUGUUCAUCAUCCAACCCGUCCUUCAGCGAGGGGGCGACAAGGACAUCGUGAUCGCCCCGGGUCGUAUGUUCUUCGGGUUCUGGCUGGUGUUCUCCAUGAUCGUCGGUAUUUCUUACUCCUCCUCCCUCACCUCUUUCCUCAUCAUGCCAGGCCUGCAGAAGCCCAUCGAGAACCUGCAGCAGCUGGUCACCUCUGACAUUGGGUGGGCCAAGGUGUAUUUUGGUGGAGUGCAGAGCGCUCUUCUGGAUCAGGCACAUGACCCUGACCUAAUCGCUCUCCGGGAGGGCGUGCAGUGGCGGGACUCCCUUUCGGGCAUCCUGCAGGAGGUGGUAGAGGGGCAGCUAGCCACCUGGGACAACGGCAUCACCACUCGCCUUCUGGUGGCCUCAAAAUUUACGGAUACCGCGGGCCAGCCGCUCGUUCACUUCCCAAACUUCCACUUGCUGCAGGAAAGGAUCGCAUGGCCCCUGCAGCAGCACGCGCCCUACAAGCGAAGGCUGGACCAGCUGAUCGACCAGGUGGUGGGGGCCGGCCUGAUGGAGAAGUGGCUGGAGUUCAUUAUCUUCGAGGAGCAAGCCCUCAGCCGGCGGGAGAGGGAGCGUGGAAACACUGCCAUUGAGGCAACGGAAGGCACCACCGGUGGCACAGUUAUCCUCUCUCUAGAACACUUCCAGGGGCCUUUCUUCGUCCUUCUCCUCGGGUGUCUGUGUGGUGGCGUCGCUCUCCUCCUUGAGGUCUCCGUCAGAAUCCUCUACCGCACUGAAAUAAAGUAGUGGUCAUUCCUUUGGAGCUUUCCCCAGCCAACAGGCCACCCCGCAGCGAGCACUGGCCAUGUGAUGGCACUACCUGACGAAAACCUGAGACCUAUUAAUUGGAUUCUCGGUCUCAUAUAUAUAUAUUUUGUGCAGCUUCUAAGCAUUGUUGUCUGCCAUACCAAUAUACAAUACAAAAAAGA